Molecule: messenger RNA, 4314 nt
Organism: Rhinopithecus roxellana (golden snub-nosed monkey)
Lineage: Eukaryota; Metazoa; Chordata; Mammalia; Primates; Cercopithecidae
Gene: KLHL9
Product: kelch like family member 9
Exons: 3
Coding region: 565-2418 (617 amino acids)
Biological process (GO): regulation of cytokinesis; protein ubiquitination
Cellular component (GO): Cul3-RING ubiquitin ligase complex
Molecular function (GO): cullin family protein binding; ubiquitin-protein transferase activity
Source: RefSeq, a predicted model, not a curated record
UACGGCCGCUCCCACCCCGCGGGAUCCUGGGAGUACGCUUUUCCGGAAGGAGCGGCUCGGCGUUGGGGUUAGGCCGGUAUUCUAGGCCCAAGCCCAGUCCCAGGCCUGUGUUCCAGGUCCUCGCUCAAAGACAGGUCGGUGGCCGCUGCGACACUCUAGGUACAGCGGAGGGCGCAGCGGGCCGUUGCUGAGGUGCCUGGACCCGCCGCCGAGCGGGCCGUGGAGCCACAGUACGUGGCGGCGCUUCUUUGUUGCCCGAAGCGGAACUGCUGAAGGAGCGGCAGCGCAGGCCGGACGAGGUGAACCGGGUCAUUUAACCGCCUUCAGGUGAUGAAUCAUCUGUCUAAUAAUCAGAUUUGAGGUCCACAGCCCUUUGUGGUCCUGCUACAGGGCGAUUUUCAGUGGAUGACUGACUGGCGUGGCCUGAGGGGUGCCGCAGUGGCUGCCUUCCCUUGAUAAGGAAACGAGAUUUCUGUUCUUUGUGGACACCUCGUUGCCUGUAAAACAUUCCGGUUAUAACUUCUUUAUCCGGCUUGCAUCUCUGUGCAAGAGGAAAGCUUUCACAUGAAAGUGUCCCUUGGUAACGGCGAAAUGGGCGUCUCUGCCCAUUUGCAGCCUUGUAAGGCAGGAACCACACGCUUUUUUACCAGCAAUACACACAGUUCGGUGGUGCUGCAAGGCUUUGAUCAGCUUAGAAUAGAAGGAUUGCUUUGUGAUGUGACUCUGGUACCAGGUGAUGGAGAUGAAAUCUUCCCUGUUCACAGAGCCAUGAUGGCGUCUGCUAGUGAUUAUUUCAAAGCUAUGUUCACAGGUGGAAUGAAAGAACAAGAUCUGAUGUGCAUUAAGCUUCAUGGGGUGAACAAGGUUGGUCUGAAGAAAAUCAUUGAUUUUAUUUAUACUGCAAAACUUUCUCUUAAUAUGGACAAUCUUCAGGACACACUUGAAGCUGCUAGCUUUUUACAAAUACUACCCGUUUUGGAUUUCUGUAAAGUAUUUCUUAUAUCAGGAGUCUCUUUAGAUAACUGUGUUGAGGUUGGACGAAUUGCUAACACCUACAAUCUUAUAGAAGUGGAUAAAUAUGUUAAUAAUUUCAUCCUGAAGAACUUUCCUGCCUUAUUGAGUACUGGGGAGUUUCUAAAACUCCCUUUUGAACGGCUUGCCUUUGUGCUUUCCAGUAAUAGUCUUAAGCACUGUACCGAACUCGAACUCUUUAAGGCAGCCUGUCGCUGGCUAAGGUUGGAAGACCCUCGGAUGGAUUAUGCUGCGAAAUUAAUGAAGAAUAUUCGAUUUCCACUGAUGACACCACAGGAUCUCAUCAAUUACGUGCAGACAGUAGAUUUCAUGAGAACAGACAAUACCUGCGUGAAUUUGCUUUUGGAAGCCAGCAAUUACCAAAUGAUGCCAUAUAUGCAGCCAGUGAUGCAGUCAGAUAGAACUGCCAUUCGAUCUGACUCCACUCACUUGGUUACAUUAGGAGGAGUUCUGAGGCAGCAGCUGGUUGUCAGUAAAGAAUUACGGAUGUAUGAUGAAAGGGCACAAGAAUGGAGAUCUUUAGCCCCGAUGGAUGCUCCCCGUUACCAGCAUGGUAUUGCUGUCAUUGGAAACUUUCUUUAUGUAGUUGGUGGUCAAAGUAAUUAUGAUACAAAAGGAAAAACUGCUGUUGAUACAGUUUUCAGAUUUGAUCCUCGGUAUAAUAAAUGGAUGCAGGUUGCAUCAUUAAAUGAAAAGCGUACAUUCUUUCACUUGAGUGCCCUCAAAGGACAUUUGUAUGCAGUUGGUGGGCGCAGUGCAGCUGGUGAACUGGCCACAGUAGAAUGUUACAACCCAAGAAUGAAUGAGUGGAGCUAUGUUGCAAAAAUGAGUGAACCCCACUAUGGCCAUGCUGGAACAGUAUAUGGAGGCUUAAUGUAUAUUUCAGGAGGAAUUACCCAUGACACUUUCCAAAAUGAGCUUAUGUGUUUUGACCCAGAUACAGAUAAGUGGAUGCAAAAGGCUCCAAUGACUACAGUCAGAGGUCUGCAUUGCAUGUGUACGGUUGGAGAUAAGCUCUAUGUCAUUGGCGGCAAUCACUUCAGAGGAACAAGUGAUUAUGAUGAUGUUCUAAGCUGUGAAUACUAUUCACCAACCCUUGACCAGUGGACCCCAAUUGCCGCCAUGUUAAGAGGCCAAAGUGAUGUUGGAGUUGCCGUCUUUGAAAAUAAAAUCUACGUUGUUGGUGGAUAUUCUUGGAAUAAUCGUUGUAUGGUAGAAAUUGUCCAGAAAUAUGACCCAGAAAAAGAUGAGUGGCAUAAAGUUUUUGAUCUUCCCGAGUCACUUGGUGGCAUUCGAGCUUGUACACUCACAGUUUUUCCACCUGAAGAAAACCCUGGGUCACCUUCUAGAGAAUCACCUCUUUCAGCACCUUCAGAUCAUUCUUAGGUCUAAGGUGUAACACCUUUGCAGUACAUCAUGGGUGAUCUAACACUUCUCCUUCAGUUGUAUCUUCUUACAGUGAUUGGUACAGUUAUUAGAUAUAAAGUACAGGCCAGCUGCCAUGUUGUGAGCACAUACCACAUAGCUCGAUGGAGAGGCCCACGUGACUGUGAUGAAGAGCUGAGACUCCCUAUCAGUGGCCAUGUCUCCAGAAAUUCUAGCUACUGAUCAAGCCCAGUGAAGAAUUUCAGUUCUUUGUGCUGAAAACGUUGGAGAUUUGCUGGAUCAUCUGCUGGAUCAUCUCAUGAAGAACAUUGGUGGCCUGAGCCUUUUGGAAUUUGGUGCCAUUCAGCUGCUCCAGGAGAAAAUUAAAAACAUUCUUGUUCUUCAGACAGGAAGAAAAGAAAGAUUCUCCCAGUUUGGUGCAGAACUUUGAAGGUCACCUAUUUAUGGCAGCCCAUGGCUCUGGGCUAGGCCACAACUAAGGGUGCAGAGAGAACUGCAGAAUAUCAUCCUCAGUGUCACUAGGGAAGAGUUUGGCAGGGUCAUUGGUGGGAUGCAGCUGGCUAGGUCAUUUGAGUCUUUACCCGCCUGUCUCAGCACUUUCUUGUGAGAUUCUUACAUAACCAGAUUAGGAUUUUCAGUUUUUGUACUUAUCUCAACUUUAUUUCCACUUUGUUCACCUUCUCUUCUAUUUACGGGUCUCAGAUAAUGUCAUGACCUCAACACUUCUUUUGUAUUAUGACAAUGGAAAUUAAACACACUCAGAAAAUGGCAGAACUCUCAAUCUAAUAGGAUAUACCCAUCCAAAUGAGACUCAAUGUUGAAAUAAAAACCUAUCUGAGUCUCAAUCUGUGUCUCUUUUAAAAUUCUAAUAAUGGUGCUUAGAGGUUUCAUCUUGGACAUUUUUACUUCUUAAACUGCACUGAAAUACAUGUUUCCUCACUUCUCUGCAUUUCACUUUUAAUGAACUAAUACACUAGAUUUGAUUUCUUCCACCUUUCUUUACAAGAGCCACAGCUCAUAAUCUGUAGAUAACGGUGGCAUAAAACUUGAAAACCCAGGGUUAAGUCUUCCAGUUGUUUUUAUUCUGUCACUAAAAAUGUCUUUGCUGCAUAUAUGUGACAGACAAUAGGCUUGGCAAUUUGGAUUAAGAGAUAAGUAAAACAGGAUGAUAACUACCCUCCAUGGAUUCAAAAAUGGCAUUUAAGACAUGAUUGUGAUUAAUUAAACACUAGCAUGCUCAGUGCAGCCAAGAGGAAGAACUAAAAGCUAAUAAAGAGGGAAAUUGGGAGGCAGCAGAAACUGCCACUUUCUGACAAAAUCUGUGGCUCCUGGGAGCUUAAACAACAUCAGGUUUUCGUUUCCUCUUCUACAAAAUUGAGACAGUUUUAAUAGUUGUCACACAGGAAAUUGAAAAGAUUAAAUAAAGUUUGCAAAUUACUGGCUGAAAAUCUGAACAUGGUAAAUGAUAGUUACCUUUAAUUUCAAUGUAAUAAAUAGCAUAAUCCUGUGUAUAGUCCACAUUUCACCAAAUCCAGACAAGAGAAGCUUUGAUUGCAGCUCCCCUGACAUUCCUGAGCUCUAACACGUUGAUGUCCCUCAUAUGGAAACUCUAGGAAAGGGGACUGUAAAACUGAAGGAGUAGAGCCCAGGUUCCCAUUGUCAGAGUAGUGCCUUGCACAGAAGAAAAAUUGUACAGCCCCCGUGAAGCUUGUUCCAGGGAACCAGUGUCUCAGCAAGUUGUGACAGAAAACGGCUGCUCUGUGAAUAGUAUAAAUAAAUAAAAUAAUCCCUUUUCUCAGAUUCAGAUAGUUUCAAAUCACCAUUGAUGAUUAUUUUUAGGCACAAGUAAAAAAUAUUUUGUAAACCAUUUUCCCAGUCUUUACAACUCUUUAAUUC